AUGGAGGAGAUUGUGAGAAGGGAUCUCAAAAAUUUUGAGUGAGAGCCCUCCCAGCUUCCCAAGGGCAGCUGGCCCAGAAGCCAGAAUGGAAGCAGUGCUGAGACCAACCCAGCUGCAAACCUCACCUUCUCCUCCUACUACCAGCACUCCUCACCAGUGGCAGCCAUGUUCAUUGUAGCCUACGUGCUCAUCUUCCUCCUCUGCAUGGUGGGCAAUGCCCUGGUCUGUUUCAUUGUGCUCAAGAACCGGCACAUGCGCACUGUCACCAACAUGUUCAUCCUCAACUUGGCUGUCAGUGACCUGCUGGUGGGCAUCUUCUGCAUGCCUACCACCCUUGUGGACAACCUUAUCACUGGGUGGCCCUUUGACAACACCACAUGCAAGAUGAGUGGCUUGGUGCAGGGCAUGUCUGUGUCAGCCUCCGUUUUCACCUUGGUCGCCAUUGCUGUGGAAAGGUUCCGCUGCAUCGUGCACCCUUUCCGCGAGAAGCUGACCCUGCAGAAGGCGCUGGUCACCAUCGCGGUCAUCUGGGCCCUGGCUCUGCUCAUCAUGUGUCCCUCGGCUGUCACACUGACGGUCACGCGUGAGGAGCACCACUUCAUGGUGGACGCCCACAACCGCUUCUACCCACUCUACUCGUGCUGGGAGGCGUGGCCCGACAAGGGCAUGCGCAGGAUCUACACCACAGUGCUCUUCUCGCACAUCUACCUGGCGCCCCUCACCCUCAUAGUGGUCAUGUAUACCCGCAUCGCCCGCAAGCUCUUCAAGGCCUCGGGCCCUGCCCGGGACCGAGAGGAGGUGACCAUGGAGGGCCGGCGGGCGUCCAGGCGCAAGGCCCGGGUGGUACACAUGUUGGUCAUGGUGGCGCUGUUCUUCACGCUGUCCUGGCUGCCACUGUGGGUGCUGCUACUCCUCAUCGACUACGGGCAGCUCAGUGAGCCACAGCUGCACCUAGUCACUGUCUAUGCCUUCCCCUUUGCCCACUGGCUGGCUUUCUUCAACAGCAGUGCCAACCCCAUCAUCUAUGGUUACUUCAAUGAGAACUUCCGCAGGGGCUUUCAGGCCGCCUUCCGCACCCAGCUCUGCCCGCUGCAGCGGGGAAGUCACAAGGAGGCCUACUCAGAGAGGCCCAGCGGGCUCCUGUGCAGGCGGGUUCUCGUCGGUGUGCAGCCCAGCCACUCGGGCCUGCCCUCUGAGUCAGGGCCAAGCAGUGGCGCCUCCGGGCCGAGCAGCGGGGCACCCAGGUCUGCACGCCUCUUGCUGCGGAAUGGGCGGGUGGCCCACCAUGGCUUGUCCAGGGAGGAUCCUGAAUGCUCCCGUAUGCCCCUUGCCAUACCAGCCUGGGAUAUCUGA
Messenger RNA from Orycteropus afer afer, 1353 nucleotides. RefSeq names its product neuropeptide FF receptor 1 (gene NPFFR1). Gene Ontology annotation, molecular function: neuropeptide receptor activity; peptide binding. The record is from RefSeq and is a predicted model, not a curated record. The transcript is spliced from 4 exons. Gene Ontology annotation, biological process: G protein-coupled receptor signaling pathway. Gene Ontology annotation, cellular component: membrane. Lineage: Eukaryota; Metazoa; Chordata; Mammalia; Tubulidentata; Orycteropodidae.